Molecule: messenger RNA, 945 nt
Organism: Melanaphis sacchari
Lineage: Eukaryota; Metazoa; Arthropoda; Insecta; Hemiptera; Aphididae
Product: coiled-coil domain-containing protein 137
Exons: 3
Coding region: 104-913 (269 amino acids)
Source: RefSeq, a predicted model, not a curated record
UAUAUUGUUAACUCACACGGCACCAACGUGCUUUUGUUUUGAUUUUUCUAAUUUUUCGUUUUACUAUUUAUUUUAAUUAAAUUGUUGUUUAUACUAAUGUAUAAUGGCACGCAAGUUUAAAAGUAAAAAACAAAAAAGAGUAAAAGACGUAUUUGAACAAAUCUCAAAACGUAAUGAAGAAUUAAAAGGAAAAACUAAUGAGCCUCCCAAAGAUCCUAAACGUCAAGAUGUGCCUCGGAGUUUACGUGAAUUUAUGCAACUAAAAAAAUUAGCUAAACGUAGUUUUAAAAAUAAUAGUCAACCAUACAUUGAUAUAGGAAAUAGAUUAACAAAAAAUAAUCAAAAAUGUGCAUUUGAACUAGAAGAAAAACCUGAACAAACACAUAUUAUUCGGGAAAGCGGAGUUGUUGUUACCGAAGCUAAAGCUGUUUUGACUGCAAAAGAAAAAUUAGUACAAGCUAAACGAAAAAGACAAUUAAAAACUAAACUAAAAAGAGAGAAAAAAAAAGAGAAAAAAAAACAAAAACUUGAUGAAGAAACACAAAAUAAAGUAGAACAUGCAACUGAAUAUGUAAAAGACAAUAUUGAAUUUGGAGAAACUGUACAUUGUCCUCCAACUUUGACUGUAAAACCUAGAAAAGCAGUUAUUAAUGAUUUUGAAAAUAGACCUGGUCGAAAAGAUGACUUGUUUUUGAAGUCCAUGUUAGCAGAUACUGGCAAUUCUUUUAAAGCAAAGAAAAUAAGUGAUGUUAUUUUGAAAAAACCUAGUAAAAGUGCUAUUCAACGUAAAGCGUUUACUGGCAAACGCAAAGCAUUGUCUUUAUCUGAUCGGAGGAUAAUAGAAAAAGAAAGAGAUUCGGCUGUGUUAGCAUACAGACAAUUAAAAAAAAAUUUAUCCAAUAAAACUGAAUAAAAUUAAUAAUAUUUAUUUUAAAAUGUUUUUUU